AUGCGCCUGGCGCUCGCCAUCUGCGACUUCCUGUCGACCUCGGUCGCCGACGGCACCCUUCCCGCCGACGACAAGGACUCGAUCGAUGUCGCCGUCCAGUGCAUCGCCGACUCGUUCAAGAUUGACCCCAGCGACAAGCAGGCCCUGACCGACGCUGUCGGCACCCAGAACCUCCAGCAGAUCUACGGUGUGUACGAGAAGCUCAAGAAGUCUUCCUCGUCAGCCAACACGUCGACGACCGGCGCCAGCGCCUCGGCCAGUGCCGCCGCCGGCAGCACUGCCGCGCCCACCGAGGAGCAGAAGAAGGAGGCCGACGCCCUCAAGUCCCGCGGCAACGCCGCCAUGGCCACCAAGGACUACGCCUCGGCCAUGACCUCUACACCAGGCCCUCGCCCUGACGCCCGGGAACGCCGACUCAAUCAUGACCGUCCCCUAGUCCGGGACGAUCCCACGAUCAGCCUCCCUAUUGGUCCGUCUGUUCCAUUCAACCUAGCCCAGGAGCCCGAUCUCUUCUCGUCGUCUGCGGCCCGCGACCACGAGUCGGCCCGCGCCGACGCCGAGGCGGCCGUCGCCCUCGACGCAAAGUACACCAAGGCGUGGUCCCGCCUCGGCCUCGCCCGCUUCGCCCUCGGCGACGCGCGCGGCGCCAUGGAAGCCUAUCAGAAAGGCAUCGACGCCGAGGGCAACGGCGGCAGCGACGCCAUGCGCAAGGGCUUCGAGACGGCCAAGCGCCGCGUCGACGAGCUCGAGGCCGAGGGCUCCGAGAACGCCAGGAGUCCCACGGCCAGCCCCGGCCCUGGCGCUGGCGCCGGCGCCGGCGGCAUGCCUGACCUCGGCAGCCUUGCCAGCAUGCUCGGCGGUGGCGGUGGCGGCGCCGGCGGCAUGCCCGACUUUAGCCAGAUCAUGAACAACCCCAUGUUCGCGAGCAUGGCGCAGAACCUCAUGAGCAACCCCGACAUGAUGAACAACCUCAUGAGCAACCCGAGGCUCCGGGAGAUGGCCGACUCGUUCGGCAGCGGUGGCGGCAUGCCUGAUCUCGGCAGCCUGAUGCAGGACCCCAACAUUGCUGACAUUUAUGAUGUUGACAGUGCUGAGGACGAACGCCAGCCGCUUCUAGCCCGGGAUGGUACCUACAUCGUCGUGCUCCAUCAUGGCCGGAUCAUUGAACAAGGCAGCCACGAAAAGCUGCUCGCAUCCACGGGCAGAUACGCCAGUCUCUGGGCCACGAAAGAGCCAGGCAAACAGAACGAGGCUUCUUGCCCCCGCUAUUCCGACCGCUCAACGAGCACAGAGCCCAAGGCUAUGCUCGAACGCACCAUCACGGCAUCCCCCAUCAAGACGCCUCAACGCCAUCGCCGCGAGGGCUCCAAGCUGAACCCGGACGCUCCCGAGUUUACGCCCGGCGCCCUGGCUGCGGCCAGGAGCAACCCCAGCCCCUUCAUCAACAGGGUCGAAACGCCCACUCCCGCUCAGCGGACCACUACGCCUCUGCCCGAGAACAUUGCACUGCCCCCCAGCGCGGCACCCGUGAUACGGGCAGAUUUUCGGUUCCCGUUGGUCUCUCCUCGCCGCCGGUUCCAGUCCAAGAGCGAGACGAACGAGUAUGGUUCUGACGAGUGUGCGACGCCGCGAAGGGUGUCUGCGCCUUCGCCUAGCCGCACCAUGCGGGACGCACCGCGCGAAACAGAAAAGUUGGGGUGUGGCCGAGUGCAUGACGAUCAAGGGUCCGUGGUCGUCGGAAAGGACAAGCCUGAGAGCCAGCACGUCAUCACGAUCAAUACCAUCAAGCCUGCGGCGUCUCCUCCGGCCAAGCCAUCGACAAACCAUUCUCAGAGCCCCAAAAAGGACGAGGGCACCAAUCCUUCUGCCGCUACGCAAAAGGGACACGGCCGUCCCAGGGCCCGAUACGGCAGAGGUAGAGGAGGCCGUCGCGGAGGACGGACUGACACAACACGCGGUCCGGUCGAGGGAAGCUCAGCUCUGCCAGUGCCCACAAAGGGCCGUCGGUAGUCAGGAAAUCAAUGUGCAGGCGGCGCGUUGCGACUAGCUAGUAUCGGGAUAU
Messenger RNA from Verticillium dahliae VdLs.17, 2062 nucleotides. RefSeq names its product TPR repeat protein. Gene Ontology annotation, cellular component: TRC complex; membrane. Gene Ontology annotation, biological process: post-translational protein targeting to endoplasmic reticulum membrane. The transcript is spliced from 5 exons. The coding region runs from base 1 to 2010 and encodes 669 amino acids. Gene Ontology annotation, molecular function: molecular adaptor activity; protein binding. Lineage: Eukaryota; Fungi; Ascomycota; Sordariomycetes; Glomerellales; Plectosphaerellaceae. The record is from RefSeq and is a predicted model, not a curated record.